ACGUGAAUAGUGUUCCCGGAGUACUAUGAGUUAUAUUUGCUCCACGUAUUAUGCGCAAAAGAGAUCAAGACAUCGCAAUUGAGUGUAGCUUUAAAUGAGUAUAAUUUCAUUAUUUGAAUAAUUAUAAUUAUCUGAAUUAUUGUUACCUUUAAUAAUAUAUAAUCAGUUGGUAUCUUGUUUCUACGUUUAUUAUAUUCAGAAUUCUACCAAUCGAAGAAGUCCGCCGAACUUACAUAAAUCUUUAUAGUUUUGUGUUCUCCUAUGGAAUAGUCUCUAUACUUAAUUUACUAAUUUGUUACUGGAAUGAGAUAAACAAUUAUUUUAAUAUUUUAAUACCAGAUUUGCCUGAGAUCCAUAAAAAUGACCCGAUACAAGGAAACAAAAACACUAGAAAAUUUGGCAUUAGGCAAGGUCGGGGAUUGGAUAGCGCAACUGGCUGAAACGUACAUGAUCCCUAAUUCCUUAUUGGCACAGCAUAAUCCAAACGAAGCACAAGUAAAACUGUCAAAUUAUGUAGACAAUAUAAGAAUAUAUUUGGACAGAAACGUCCCUUGGAUGUUGCACGAUGACCUUGCGAAGGAAACUAUAAAAUCGCUUUCGAAUCUUAUAGAAAAAACUAAACAAUCUUUAGGGUUUAGAGGUUCCAUGGGAAAAUUUGUCAGUCAAAUGAAUGUUGCCGUUAAAAUGACUGAAGCUCUGUUUACGAAAAAUUUUACUUAUGUAUCUAUUGACGGUAUCCCAAAAAUGAUGCGUUCUGUUUUCUAUACGAAGCUACACAUGUUGACUGGCUUAGUUUAUUUGAAUCUAGGGUCACUCUCGGGGGGCUGGAAGACAGCUGAUAUGGAGGAGUCCAUAGUUAAAGCUCUGAAAUGUUUGCAUAAUUUGCAAUACCUUUUCAUAAAUUACGAUUGUACCGAUAAAAUUUUAACAUGUAUAGUCAAACAUUGUCCAAAAAUUAGGAAAUUGGAUCUAUCUUGUUCGAAAUGUAUUACUAAUGAAAGUAUAAAUUUUAUUUGCCAAUUGAAAAAUUUGAAAAGCGUACAAUUGUAUCACACCUUCGUGACAUGGGAGGGUUACGUUAAUUUGCUAAUUAACAGCCACGGUUUAGAAGAUAUCGGUCGAUGUGAUGAAAUCGGUAAGAUAUUAGAAUUUAUUCAUACAAACUGUCCCGAAGCAGCGCCACUCGAUCUAAAAAUUUUUGUAAGUCGAUAUGCGACGAGCACUCAUUUACAACUAGCUGUAGAAAUGUGCCCAUUCAUACGUCACAUGACAGUAUUCCAUAAUACUUUACAAAGUGACCUAAUGGCUCUAAUAGGCUUAAGAGAUUUAUGUGAACUUAAAUUACUCUCAUGUGAUUUUUACGCCGACAACGUCAAACAGGUGCUGCAAGUGAAGGGUUGCAAUAUUGUAAAAUUACACUUAGAGCACGUAGAUCAAAUAGAUUUAAACGCUUUAAUGUAUAUUAGCCAAAUGUGUCCUCUUCUCAAAAGCUUAACUUUUUAUAAUUGUACUCUAAUACAACAUACAUCACUUUACACAAAAAAAUUAGAAAUUCUUCCAUUUAGGAAUUUAAAGAAUCUCACGAUUGUCUCGGCUUUUACUGAUGAACAUCUAUAUUUUAUUUUGAGUAAUUGUUUAAAUGUUAAAUUUAUACAAAUAGGUACUGCCAUUCAAUUUACAGAUGACUUUCUGCAUAAGGUUUUGGACACGAAUCCUUUAAUAUACUUGAAAGAAUUGCGAAUAAUGCAAUCUGACUUCUUAACUAUGGCAUCUGUAGAAAGAAUAAUACACACAUGCAUGAAUUUAGAACUUUUGGUGGAAAUAGAAAGCUGGACGUUGCUAACAGAGUCUGAUCGUGAUUAUAUUAGAAAUUAUAUUAAAAUUAACAAUUAUAAUAUAGAUACUACUCCUAUACGACGCUACGAUGCUUAGAAAGUAGAAAAUAAAAAUAUGACUUGGUUGAA
Molecule: messenger RNA, 1964 nt
Organism: Aricia agestis (brown argus)
Lineage: Eukaryota; Metazoa; Arthropoda; Insecta; Lepidoptera; Lycaenidae
Exons: 3
Coding region: 361-1932 (523 amino acids)
Biological process (GO): SCF-dependent proteasomal ubiquitin-dependent protein catabolic process
Cellular component (GO): SCF ubiquitin ligase complex
Source: RefSeq, a predicted model, not a curated record